This is a messenger RNA of Acipenser ruthenus (sterlet), 1088 nucleotides long. RefSeq names its product motilin receptor. Lineage: Eukaryota; Metazoa; Chordata; Actinopteri; Acipenseriformes; Acipenseridae. Gene Ontology annotation, molecular function: G protein-coupled peptide receptor activity. Gene Ontology annotation, cellular component: plasma membrane. The transcript has 3 exons. The coding region runs from base 1 to 1041 and encodes 346 amino acids. Gene Ontology annotation, biological process: G protein-coupled receptor signaling pathway. The record is from RefSeq and is a predicted model, not a curated record.
AUGUACCCGACCAGAUCUCAGACCAUGUACGAAGAUGAGAUGUACGAUCCAGGAUCCUUGUUCCCUAUCUCGACGUUAAUUCCGGUGACUAUCAUCUGCAUUUUGCUGUUUAUCGUUGGCGUCACUGGGAACACCAUGACCAUUUUGAUCAUCAGAAAGUACAAGGACAUGAAGACCACCACCAACCUCUACCUCUCCAGCAUGGCUGUCUCUGACCUGAUCAUAUUCCUUUGCCUGCCCUUUGACCUCUACCGCCUCUGGAAAUACAUUCCAUGGAUAUUCGGAGAGGCCAUUUGCCGCUUGUCUCACUACAUCAAUGAAGGAUGCACCUAUGCCACCAUCUUACAUAUCACUGCCCUCAGCAUCGAGCGAUACUUGGCCAUUUGUUUCCCGCUAAAGGCUAAAGUGUUUGUUACUAAAAGGAGGGUGAAAUGUGUGAUUGGCUUCCUGUGGACAUUCUCACUAGUGUCCGCCGCCCCGAUGCUUUUCCUUUUCGGGGUAGAAUAUGAAAACAACACAGAUCCUGACACUGGCACCAGGCAGUGCAAGUACACUUCAUACGCUGUGAGCUCUGGGCUCCUGUACACCAUGAUCUGGGUGUCCACCAUCUAUUUCUUUUUCCCCAUGUUCUGCUUAUCUUUCCUCUAUGGCUCCAUAGGCAGAAAACUGUGGAAAAGCAAGAAUGAAAUCCGAGGACCCAAUGCUGCUAACAGAGAAAGGUACCACAGACAGACUGUCAAUAUUUUGGCUGUUGUCGUUUUGGCUUUUGCAGUCUGCUGGUUGCCUUUUCACAUUGGGAGAAACAUUUUUAUUCACGUCGACAAUUACCUUGCGGCUAAAUUCAGUCAGUACUUCAACAUGGUCUCCAUGCUGCUGUUCUACCUGAGUGCCAGUAUCAACCCGGUCCUUUACAACCUCAUGUCCAGGAAAUACAGGGCUGCUGCCUCCAGACUGCUUCUCAAUAAACAAUCCAGCCAGAGGUCUUUCUCUGCUACCAGGGAGUACACUGCAGCCUGCACCGAGACCAGCACAGGCGUUUAAAAAUGCGGGAAAAGAUAUUUCCACGGGUACUUGCUAACAGCACCAAA